Nymphalis io (European peacock) is the source of this 1790-nucleotide messenger RNA. RefSeq names its product SET domain-containing protein SmydA-8 (gene SmydA-1). The record is from RefSeq and is a predicted model, not a curated record. Bases 132 to 1772 code for a protein of 546 amino acids. The transcript has 10 exons. NCBI's taxonomy places the organism in Eukaryota, Metazoa, Arthropoda, Insecta, Lepidoptera, Nymphalidae.
AGUGUGCGCGAGCGCAGUCUCGAGUCGUUUCUCGUCUUUCGUAUUUACGAAUAUCAAUGUAAUAUAACAUUAUCGUGAAAUUUCAGCAUUAUCUCUAAAACCUGGAUAACCCUAUGUGUUUUUAAGGAAUCAUGACAGCUCAAGAACCGUGUAUGGUAUGCUCAGUACCUACAGAGCAUAAAUGCUCCAGCUGCCAAGUGGUUCAUUAUUGUUCAAGGGACCACCAGAAGCAGCACUGGAAACAGCACAAGCAUGAGUGUAUUCCUGCCAGAAUCAAGCAAGAUUCAAAAUACGGAAGGUACCUGGAAUCCACAAGGAGUAUUAAAGCCGGUGAUGUUAUCAUGAAAGAAACGCCUCUUAUAACUGGCCCAUCUCAGGUAACUCCGCCAGUUUGCUUGGGAUGUUAUCAAUUGUUGGAAGAAGGUGCAAUUGUAACUUGCCAAAAAUGUGGCUGGCCGUUUUGUUCGGAAGCUUGUACAAGUAAUGCAGUGCAUACACCUGAAUGUCACUAUACUCAGCAAAGGGGGGAAAAGGUGACAAUAUCAACAUAUGGAAUCCCCCACCCAAAUUACCAGUGCAUCACUGUCUUGCGGUGUUUGUAUCAACGGGAUCAUAACCCGAAGUUAUGGGCUAAGCUGCAGGCGCUUGAGUCUCACAACGAAGACCGCAAGGGUACGGAAAAAUGGAAUAACGACAGAAAGAUGGUAGCGGAGUUCAUUUGGAAGUUCUUUAAAUUAGAUGGAAUCUUUGACGAAGAUGAAAUCAUGCAGUGCUGCGGCAUAGUACAGAUCAAUGGUCACGAGGUACCGCUCCUGGAGCCAGAGUACGUGGCGGUGUUUGAUAAAAUAUCGAUGGUAGAACACAAUUGUCGUGCCAACUGCAAUAAGAGUUUUACAUCUGAUGGAAACAUUAUUCUUUCUGCAGGCGUCGCUAUAACACCAGGCUCGCACAUAUCCGUGUGCUACACAGACCCGUUGUGGGGCACCGAGGCUCGUCGCCAUCAUCUCUCUGAUUCUAAGUUCUUCGAGUGUUCUUGUGAGAGGUGCUGUGACGUCACGGAGUUUGGAACCAUGUUUAGCGCUGUUAAGUGUAAAAAGAAAGAUUGUAAGGGUUACUUGUUACCGGACACAUUUGUACUUCCAAUUCUUCAUAAAACGAAAUCACCCGAUCCAAAUACCCGAGGAUUGGAUAAUAAGUUUUGGAAAUGUAACGCGUGCACGGAUGAAGUGUCUGACGCAAUUAUACAGCAGCUGUUGCAGGACAUCGGUAGAGAAUUGAGCGCUAUGCCGAAAGGUGAUCCAAAUGCUUGUGAAAGAUUCAUCGCACAUUGCUGUAAAUAUUUGCACCCAACACAUUACUACAUGACGGAUAUAAGUCUUGCGCUGGCUCAGAUGAUCGGUCAGCAGGACCGACUGGGCCUGGCGGGUGUCACUGACGACCGGCUGCUGCUAAAGACACAGUUGUCUCGGAAGAUUACUGAUUUGCUGGAAAUCUUGGCACCAGCUGAAACACGUUUGCGUGGGUCAUUGCUAUUUGAACUACACGCUGCUGUCGCUGAGACUGGGCGCAGAAAAUCUCUAACCGAUGGACCGAUGGUCAUGUUAGGAUACGUAACGGAAUCACGUAAGAUACUAAUGGAGUCAGCAGAACUUUUGGCCCACGAGCCACCGGAGUUACCAGAAGGUCGUCUCGGUCACCAGGCGAAGAUAAAUCUGUUGCAGAUGGAUGAACUCAUCCGGAAUCUCUCAGCCGCACUCCCUUCGCCGUUGUAGUGUAAUAAAUGCGUUUGU